UCCACGCUGGCACCCGGGCGAUGCUGGCACCGCUGGGCCUCGUCCUGCUCCUGCUGGCCCUGGGUGGCCGCGCCGACGACACGGUGGCCGCCACCGUGGGCCGGCACAGCAUGGGCCGCAUCGCCGAGCUGCUGGCCAGCUCCGAGUGCCGCCAGCUGCAGGCAGAGCUGAACAGCCCCGCGGAGGAGCUGGAGGAGCCGGGGGCUCUCUCCGAGGAGGAGAAGCUCGCCCGCCGCCGCCGGGGCAGCCGCGGCGCCCGGGGAUGCUCGGAAGAGCUGCGGCGCUGGCUGGCGACCGCAGGAGAAGUGACCACCUGGGACCGCCUGGUGCGCGCCCUGCGCCACAUCGGGCGCUCCGACAUCGCCCGGGAGCUGGGCAAGAACCUGAACCAAGACCGGAGCCUGGAGCUGCGCAGGAACGUGGAGGGGUACCGGCGGAGCGUGCAGCAUCUCAGCUCGGCGCAGCUGCAGCCCGCGGGCCCGCGGGCCCCGAGGGCUCCCCUGGCCGGGGAUCUGCUCUUCGAGCGCCGCCCGCCCCCCCGCUACAGCCGCGGCCUCCUGGGCUGGGUCCGCCCCGUGCUCCUGGGCGUCCUGGGAGCCUUCCUCAGCUCCGUGCUCCUCGCCGCCGCCGCGAUGUAUUUCUGCCACUGGAGGAGGCUCCUGGGCGCCUGAUGCUGGCGCGGCACCAAGCCGGGCCGCUGCCAGGAGCCGCCGGAGGGAAAACGACACCCAGUAAAGCCUCGUGGGGGGAUUGGCAU
Vidua macroura (Pin-tailed whydah) is the source of this 757-nucleotide messenger RNA. It is a transcript of the gene TMDD1, whose product is annotated as transmembrane and death domain 1. The transcript has a single exon. Bases 21 to 671 code for a protein of 216 amino acids. Gene Ontology annotation, biological process: signal transduction. The record is from RefSeq and is a predicted model, not a curated record. Lineage: Eukaryota; Metazoa; Chordata; Aves; Passeriformes; Viduidae. Gene Ontology annotation, molecular function: protein binding.